Molecule: messenger RNA, 698 nt
Organism: Sorghum bicolor (sorghum)
Lineage: Eukaryota; Viridiplantae; Streptophyta; Magnoliopsida; Poales; Poaceae
Exons: 1
Coding region: 144-506 (120 amino acids)
Source: RefSeq, a predicted model, not a curated record
CGUCGGACGCCUGCCCUCACGCCCCUCCCUGCUCGGAUAUAUAACACGCUUCCGCCAUUGUUGCCGCUUCUAGCAGCUGCUUCAUUCUAUUUAGACCUAAUAAAAACAAAGAUUGUGCGUGAUCUCCGUCCGUGCCGCCGGCCAUGGCCUCGCACCGGGCGCUGCUGCUCCUCCUCCUCGCUGCCGCGCUCGUCGCGGCGCUGGCCGCCGUCGCGUCCGCCGAGGACGCCAAGCCCACCAUCCUGACCCCCGUGGCGCAGACCCCGCUGGGGUCCUUCGACGGCGACAAGGCAGCCUCCGACGACGACACCGUCGACGACGACGAGGACGCCGCGCCCGUCGGCGCGCCCAACGGGGCCACCAUGACCGAGCCGACAGAGGUCCCCGCUCCGCCAGGCGCUGAAGCCACCGCGGGCGGCGCCGCCGUCAGCAACGCACCCGCCGUACUCGCGGCGGCUGCGGCGCGCGUCUGCGCCGCCGCCGUGGGAGCCUUCGCCUUCUUCUGAGAUUGAUUUCGUGUCGUGCAAUGUUUUACGUGACCAUUUUCUUCGAUUUGAUAUUUGUAAGCACACAUCAGCUAAUCGUCUAAUCGUAUGUGUAGCUAUUUCUAUCCAGGUUGUUUAUAUGAGUUUUAUUCACAUUACCAAGUUUGACCUCAUAGAUGCUUCUCAAGACAGCGCCGUGAUGUUGCUUCGUAA